Molecule: messenger RNA, 5436 nt
Organism: Rhodofomes roseus
Lineage: Eukaryota; Fungi; Basidiomycota; Agaricomycetes; Polyporales; Fomitopsidaceae
Product: SNF2 family N-terminal domain-containing protein
Exons: 17
Coding region: 364-5193 (1609 amino acids)
Biological process (GO): DNA repair
Cellular component (GO): Ino80 complex
Molecular function (GO): ATP hydrolysis activity; DNA binding; ATP binding
Source: RefSeq, a predicted model, not a curated record
CAUAUUUGUAUCGGGCACCAAAUCCAAUGAGACCAGGCAUGCUGGCCAUUUUGCGGCUCAGCCGUCGUGUAAAGCCCCGACCACCCAUCACUUCCCCUCUCUUCUCCCUCCACCGCCUCUGACCCCCUCCUCGCCGCCCCCGCCGCCGCCGCCGCCGCCUCUGCCGUUCUGCAACGCUUCGCGGCUGCGUAUUGGGCUAGUAGGCGCACCUAUUUGUUCCCUGGAGGAUCACUGCCACCGUAUCGUCGUUUUGUCGUUCCCGGGCGCCAGCUACCCCGCCACGUUCAGAACUGUGUCCGACUCCUUGCGGCUCUGCUCAUAUAAAAUCAUUGCUGACCGCCACUCCUCCGUAUACCCCGCGCCAUGUCUCUCAAGCACAUCCUCAAUGACGAUCCGGCGCCCCCGGUCCAUGUCUCCGCCCCGGCUGCCCAUACGCCUGUGCCGACCUCCGCCAUUGACCCAGCCCUCAUGAGGCCUUCGCCUCCUUCCAGAACCGAAUCCUCGCAUUCGGACUUGCGUGAAUACGCGCAUUCGCGGUCCCCGCACGAGGUCGAUCAGCAACCCCCGGUACGCGAGUACGCGUUCCAAGCCGUCCAGCCCGUCGCAUAUGGUAACUACUACGGGCGCGAAGACGAGCGGACGGCAUCUCCGACGCUCUCUAAUGGAGGCCAGUACAAUGCAAGCGAGUUCAAGGAUGGCUAUGCCGAUGGCGGCAACAGGCGCAAGCGCAAGCAGCCGGAGGAUGACGACGACGAUUACCACCCGCCUGGUCAGAAACGGGCAUUGCGGCGCAGUUCGACGCGCGUUCGGCAGCAGCAGAUGCGCAAUCACACACCCGCCUCCGAGAUGGACACGGAGCCUCUCAUCCAAGAAAUCUCUUUCGUGAACGAGGAGGAGGCACGGCAACCAUCGUCAGACUUGGAAGACUGCGAGGAGAUAUGGAGAGGCGAGCUUGGGAACUAUGUCAUGGAGACUCACAAGAGGCAGAAGCAAGUGGAUGCCUGGUUCUCUCGAUGGAUAAUCGAACGCGACAGCAUCACGGCCUAUCAUAUGUCCCAUGCCUAUAGGCAGCGUAUCGCACGUAUACCUCCACCUCCACCACCACCUCCGCCACCUCCCCCUCCGAUGGUCGAAGAGCUCCUCCGCCCAGCCUCGCCAUCUCUACGCCCUGCGGAUGGCUAUGAUAUGCCCGAGUUUGUGCACAUGGACCAUACCGGCCGACCGAUUCGAUCCGGUCAAGAUGACUUUUCGCGGGGUCUGGAUGAUGCCUCGGUAUCUGGUAGGCACAAGGGCAAAGGCAAGGAGAAAGAGACGGGGAAACGACAGCCGGUCUACUCCGUCUCAGACAGCGAAAGCGAGCUUGAUAUUCCGAUCUCGAAGACCAUGCCCGCUCACAAGAAGCGGAAGAUUGCCGAGGAUGCUAGAGACACUCCGGAUGAGAGUGAACACGUCAACAGGGCGGCUGGUCCCCAUGCUUCGCCAGCCCACAAGCUGGUCGCGUCCGCAAAAGGCAAGGGGAAGGGCAAGCAGAUUCAGAGGGAAGACAGCGUGGACAGUGUUUCCACCACACCGAAGCAGCGCAAGAAGCUGGGCCCGAGGAAGAAGUACGACACAUUACCACCUCAGACGCAGGAGUUGCUGGGAAUCGGAGGGGCCGGCUCAGCGACUGCUUCCGUCGCUGGCGACAUUACGCCUUCAGCUUCUCGGCCGGCUUCGCCUGCUCUUACCUCGAUUUCCGCGACUGUCUAUGAACUUGAUGAGCCUAUACCUGCUCUGAAGAAGGCGAAGAAGGUAGACGAUACUGUGAUGAUGAAGCGCGUGAGGAACCUGGAGGAUGCACAGCGAAAGGUCUGGACCAACAUCGCGAGACGCGAUAUUCCGAAGGUGUACAAGUUCCACGCGCAAGGCUAUGCAUCGAGACAGAACAUCUCUAAGCGACUCGCCACGCAUGCAUCAAUGCAUGCUCGUAAGCCAUAUGUGAAGGCCGGCAAGGCACUCAAGGAUACGCAAGCGAAAGGCAAGCGGCUCAUGCGCGAGAUGCUUGUCUUCUGGAAGAAGAACGAGAAGGAAGAGAGGGACGUCCGUAGGCGUGAACAGCGAGAGGCACUUGAUCGCGCCAGGGUUGAGGAAGAGAAGCGCGAAGCCACCAGACAGGCCAGGAAACUCGAGUUCUUGAUCAGUCAGACUGAGCUCUACAGUCACUUCGUGGGCAGCAAGCUGAAGACUGCCGAGCUUGAAGGCGAAACCGGCCUUGCGGCUGCUCCCGCGGGUGCCGACCUUGUAGACGUGGAUCCUACGACGCUGCAGGACAUAGACUUUGACGACGAGGACAAUACCAACAUGCAUAGACAUGCUCGAAAUAACGCUCAGGUUGCCAUCGCACUUGCCAAACGAAAAGCGCAGGACUUCGACACGCAGGCUGCUCUGGAGCGCAAGACGAAUGAGGCACUGAAACUCGCGAAGCGACAAGCUCACAUACGUGCCGACGAGGAUGUUGAGGGCACUGGUUCCGGGCCGGCCACGACACCUCUCGUAGAUUUGGACUCGGAUGAGCUGAACUUCCAGAACCCUACAUCGUUGACUGGGGAGCUCACCAUACAGCAGCCGAAGAUGCUCAUGGCUACUCUCAAGGAAUACCAGCUGAAGGGUCUCAACUGGCUCGCCACAUUGUAUGAGCAGGGUAUCAAUGGUAUCCUUGCAGACGAGAUGGGUCUGGGCAAGACUGUUCAAUCUAUCUCAUUGCUCGCCUACCUGGCUGAGGCCCACGAUAUCUGGGGACCUUUCCUCGUCGUCUCCCCUGCGUCCACACUGCACAACUGGCAGCAGGAGAUCAGUCGUUUCGUGCCCAAGCUGAAGGCUCUCCCGUAUUGGGGCAAUGUCAAGGACCGCGCCACGCUCCGCAAGUUCUGGAACAAGAAAGAGAUCAGCUAUGACGAGGACGCUCCUUUCCACGUUCUGAUCACGAGCUACCAGUUGGUGACUCAAGAUCAACAGUACUUCCAACGAGUAAAAUGGCAAUACAUGAUCCUUGAUGAAGCGCAGAACAUCAAGAACUCGUCUAGUGCUCGUUGGAAGACGCUGCUCGGUUUCCAGUGUCGAAACCGUCUCUUGCUCACUGGUACUCCUAUCCAAAACUCCAUGCAAGAACUUUGGGCAUUGCUGCAUUUCAUCAUGCCGAGCUUAUUCGAUUCGCACGACGAGUUCAACGAGUGGUUCUCUAAGGAUAUUGAGAAUGCCGCGGAGAACAAGGGUAGCAAGUUGAACGAGCACCAGCUGCGGAGGCUGCAUAUGAUCCUCAAGCCGUUCAUGUUGCGUCGUGUCAAGCGACAUGUGCAGAACGAGCUCAGUGACAAGAUUGAGAAGGACAUCUACGUUGACCUCAGUGCUCGGCAACGUGCUCUGUACAAGGGCCUGCUGGCCAACGUCUCUGUGGCGGACUUGCUGGAGAAGGCUGCAAACAUCGGCGACGCGGAUUCCGCGAGGUCACUGAUGAACCUCGUCAUGCAGUUCCGAAAGGUUUGCAAUCAUCCAGAAUUGUUCGAGAGAGCAGACGUUGUCGCGCCCUUCUCCUUCUCUGAUUUCGGCAAGUCUGGACCUCUCAACCGAGAAGGCGACUUCGUUCAGUUGGCUUAUUCAACCCGCAAUCCGAUCGAGUAUUCGAUACCUAAGCUGUUAUACGAAGACGGUGGGCUACUGGACGUACCGAGAGAGGAUGCACCUGCCGUGGGCGACACGCGUAGGGUCGCGAGGUUGAUGAACAUCUGGUCAACGGACUGGGUGUAUCGGUCCUCCCAAGAAAAUGCAGCCUUCUCUUUCCUGAAAUUCCUUGAUGUGUCGCCUAGUGAAGUACAUAGUGUGUACACCUCCCACGUCUUCGAAACGUUGCUACGUGCAUCUCAGAGGGAGCGCACGAGGCUCGACGACGAUACGUAUGCAACGGACGACGCUUUCGUUGCAAACGUGGCUGCUGGACCCUUCCGCCUGCCUUCUCGGGUACCCGCCAUCAAGACGGUAGAUGAUCUUGGCUUGACGGCUUUCCGCUCAAUCUCCUCCGCCGCAUGGCAAUCUUCUUGCCUCUCUCGCCGGGAUCUGAAGUGGUUCACCCCUCCAGCUGUGGCGCCCCCCAUAUCCAUCUACUGUGCCCAUCGCAACUUUGUUGAACGUCAAGCCACGCUGCGCGAAGCCCCAGUCGACUCGCUGGCACUGUAUGGUCUACCUCCGAGUAUGCGGGAGUCCCAGGAGGCUUGCGCACAAUAUCAGCGACGGUUCUCUGGCGUCCAUGUGUCUGGUCUCAUUGGAAGUUCACCGCCAGACGAGCUACCUAUGUCGACCAUGCAGGUGCCAGAAGCCAAGCGACUCAUCUAUGACUCGGCGAAGCUCGCUCGCCUCGACGCGCUGCUCCAUGAGUUGAAGGCGGGAGACCAUCGUGUCCUGGUAUACUUCCAGAUGACGCGUAUGAUGGACCUCAUGGAAGAGUACCUCAUCUAUCGCCAGUACAAGUAUCUGCGCCUUGACGGUUCGUCGAAACUGGAGGACCGUCGAGAUAUGGUCAUGGAGUGGCAAACAAGGCCCGACAUUUUUGUCUUCCUUCUCAGUACGCGCGCUGGAGGUCUUGGUAUCAACCUGACUGCUGCCGACACGGUCGUAUUCUACGAUCACGAUUGGAAUCCGUCCAAUGAUGCUCAAGCGAUGGAUCGUGCACAUCGUCUUGGGCAGACGCGCCAGGUCACCGUUUAUCGUCUCAUCACUAAGGGUACGAUCGACGAGCGCAUCGUCCAGCUUGCACGCGUGAAGAAAGAUGUGCAAGAUAUUGUCGUCGGGAACAAGACUUUCACCGAUGUCACGAAGCCCAGUGAGAUCGUACAACUCCUUCUGACGGAGGAUCAACUGGCGAAUCUCGAGUCCACCGAGCCGUCCACGAAGAGCAAGGGGAAGAAGCGCGCCGACACCGCGCAGGCGGAUGCAGGCAGAGACUUGUGGAACGACGAGGGCGACGAGUUCUUCGGGCAACCCGCUUCGGGGCAGGCUGGUAACACUGGCGAUGGCGUUGAUGACGAUUCCGGGACACCAGUCCCGACCUCGGGUCGUGGUAGGAAGCGGGGUGGCGGAACUGGUGCACCUCGCGGUCGCAAGCCAGGCCGCGGACGCGGAAGGGGGAAAGCGGCAAUGGCAAUGGCUGAUGGCAAUUCGUAGUCCUCGUGCUCUGGGACUCAAGCAACCUCCACUCUUUUCUAGCGUUAUUGUGUCUCUCGUUAUGUAUUUUGCUCACCGCUGUACUGGACACUUAGAGGCCUGUAAGGACGUCGUAUGUAUUUUGAGCGUUUGGCAGUACUCCAUGAAGUGAUAGUUUACUCGUUUUGCUCUGAUAAUGUGCUCCUGUAUGCGUAUGUACUCUAUGCAGCCGUAGCAUGAACAUAUACCCGCUGUUCCAGCCAA